GUGAGAUCUCCACCCUGCUUCGUGCACUGGCACGUGUUGGGCUGAAGGUGGGCCGCUUGCAGUUGCUCGAUGCGGCAGGAACGGGUGCCGGCCCGCAGGUGCUUCCGGCAGCCGUGCGAGCGCUGAUGCGGGUCGAAGGACUGGUCGUCGACCUCUCUGGUUGCAAAGCUCUCCAAUCCUUCCGCGACUUCUCAGUUUCAGGCAGUGCUGAGGCUUUGGAGAUUGACCGCUGCGUAGCAGAGCGUCGACUUCUGCUCCCAGCUGGAUCUGUACGAAACUGA
This is a messenger RNA of Symbiodinium necroappetens, 281 nucleotides long. The record is from the annotation of a GenBank genome assembly. NCBI's taxonomy places the organism in Eukaryota, Dinophyceae, Suessiales, Symbiodiniaceae.